AAAACACGAUAUAACUUGUUAACGUUAACUGCUUAUAUUGAAGAACUAAUGGAAGGACACACACAACCAGAGUCAAAUUCGCACACAUACAUGGCGAAUAAAGCCGAUUCUGAUACAGCGGAGGAUUUACCCAAGAAGGCUGCCAUGGAUCCUGAAAGUGAAUCUAAAAAUGAACAAAAGUCAUUUACUGCUGCAAAACUUCCAAGGAUUAAGGAAAUAUUUAUGCAGGCUGAUACUGAUGGAAAUGCAGGACUGGAUAUAGAGGAAUUUUGUUCAGGAUUGAAGGAGGUCUUUGAUAUAGACAACGAUGAAGAACUCAUUCCCUUGUUCUAUCAGAUUGACACAAACUGUGAUGGAACUGUGGACUUUGUUGAGUUACUGGAAUUCCUGAAUAAUAAAACACAGGCUUCAGAAGGAUUGAAAUAUCAAAAUAUCUUUGCUAAACAUGUCACAGUGACACCUUCGAAUCACUAUAACAACAUUGUUAAAAUGAUAUUCAUUCCUUACUUACCAUGUGAAUCUGCUGAUCCAACAGGAGAACCCAGGACUUACCAGAGAGGUCAAUACAUUUCCAUUACCUCAGAUGGCGUCUUCACCAUCUGGUCGGACAGAUUUGACAAUCAAUCACAGAUUCUCUUGAACAAAAAAGCAAAGGCACUUCCAUUCUCGCAUCAUAAGAAGAUGAAAGUAAAUGGCAUGGCAUACAUGGAUGAAGUCCGACAGGUGGCUGUCACCACUUCUGAAAGGGAAGUGUUAUUCUAUUCCUGGAGUGAAUUCCCACAGCUGUUUGUAAUUAGUCACACUUUAAUUGUAGAGGACACAGUGUGCGCCAUAAAGUACGGGUCAGAUGGCACUAAAGCAGUGUUGUCCUUUGUGGAUGUAAACGGUUAUUUGUAUGUGUUGAUAUCCAAAAACGUGAAGAAAAAUGGAUUCUUCAGGACAGAGAUGUACGAGAAAAUCUCUCUGCAGGAUUAUCCAACUAUUUAUCUUUCAACCUUGUUAAAUCAAACCUCUCAAUACUUCAAAUGUGCUAAAAUCCCCAUCUUCAAUGACAUCUGCACACAGAUCCAAUACUUUCCAACAAUUGAUUCAUUGGCCAUCUGCGGUAGUUCAUCUAAGACAAUGGUCCUCGUUACCCUACCCACGACAGAAAGCGCUAAACUCAAGAAAACUGUCUUUCAGAGCCCUGCAGAUAAGGAGUUUUUCACCUGUGUUGAAUACUCGCCUUUAAGGGGGUAUCUGCUGACUGGUGGUACAGAUGGCUUAGUGCGGGAGUGGUAUGUCCACAAUACCAUGACGUGCAAACAGUCAUUUACAGGACACGUCAAACCCAUCACCCACAUUAUCCUCAAUCCGAAAGAUAAGUAUUUAGUCACUUUAUCUACAGACAAGAAUAUUUGUGUGUGGUCCGAGGAAAAAAUGCUUAUUUUGCAAAACUUCCAGGUUCAAGACAUGAACAUUGAACCUAUUGUCACUAUGUGUUAUAACACAUACAACAAUGAGUUAAUCCUAGCUAACACUGCCAUAGGAACAUAUAUAGGAAGAGGGACAGAUGUUUAUCAAAACGCAUUAACAUCCCAUGACAAGCCCUUGUGCUGUGCUCUCUAUCACAGCAUUUACAAUCAGGUGGUCUCUGUUUGCCGAGAUGGUGUGGUGACGGUGUGGGACAUCUUAACAGGAAUGGUCAGCGUACGGUUCAACCUGACUCAAGAUAAUCAUGAGGAGCACACUGCCAUCGCAUUGGAUGGACCGCAGCGCAGACUAAUCACAGGUUCUCAGGAUGGGAAAUUGAGACUCUGGAACUUUAACAGCGGAACAUUGCUUGCCAUUCUUCCUGUUACCUUACCAAAGGAGGUAACAGGUAUUGUCUGCUUGAAUGACAGGGUGUUUGUGUCGGUACGGAACUCCAACAUCAUUUAUGACCUAGAUAUGGAGGGUCGUGACAACAGAUUUUUGAAUCACCCUUAUUUAGAAGACAUUUCUUCAAUGGAUGUGCAUAAAAACACACUGAUUGCUGCCUCCAGCAAUGGAAAUAUUGUUAUCUGGAAUGCUGACAAUGGAGAUGUUUGCAGCUGGAUUGAUAGCAGUAAGAGUCCACAAAUAUUCAUGCCAGGCCAAAAAGAACAAGGCCAGACAGGGAGUCUGCGUUUAGAGAAAAAUCCCAAAAGAUCUCGGACAACAAACAGGACUGCUGUGAAAGCCCAACCACUUAUUAUUUGUCUGAAGAAAAGGGAGGUCAAAAGAGACACAGCAACACUGUUGACUUCUGCAGAUGGCUACAUAUGUGCCUGGUCUGUUAACCUCAAGGGAGGUUUGCUAGAAAAGUUCAGGGCAGUAAAUGAGGAAGGUGCCGUCAUUACCACGAUGUCGACAGAUGUCAAUGAAGACACUUUACUCACUGGGGAUAGCACUGGCAAGAUUUGUCAGUGGGACAUUCGCAAAUUUGGCUUUAAAAAGCCACCAAACGACGGGCCGUUUGAGGUGAUAAACGGGUGGUGGCACGUGUCAUUGGCUCAACCUCCUCUGUUGGGCUCAGGGCAAUGUCACCUUUCAGAGGUGGUGAGUGUUCAGUUUGAUCGCAUUGGUAAAGAGAUAAUUACUGCAGGGUCGGACUGCCAACUCCGCCUAUGGACAAACACAGGAACCCACGUAGGCCUCUUUGGGAAAGACAUAUGGGGUGCUACGCAACUCAAGGUUAAGAAGAAGGCCGACCAGGAGGAGGCAGCAAAUUCAGCCACAAUAUCGCUAAACAAUCAAAAGUCAGUCUUUGACUUACUAAAUGAAAUGCCCUCAACACCAAUACCAGACUUGACAGUGCCUACAAACAUUGAUUAUCUAAGUGUAUAUAAGAAUUAUACGAAAGAAGAAUUGGAUGCGGAACAUAGAGAGCUCAUGAAUUAUGUUCCUGGCUUGUCACCAGACUUGCAACCUGGAUCCCCUUUGCGACAAAGCAAUAAAAUAGAAAAAAUCCAAGUCAAGCAGCCUCCUGCCAAAUUAUCAGCAUGUUAUCAUAAUUCCUUGCCCGAUUUCAAGUUCAUCGCAGCUGACCUGAAACAAACAUCUACCAAGAUUAGGUAUGGGCGUGUGGACAUGAAUCAGAAGGGAGACACAAUAAAAGACAGCGUCCUCGCACCAUGUCCACCAAACAUGAAACCUUUGAAGAUCUUCCCAGGCUCUCUGCUACCAUCAAGCAAACUCAAGCAGCCUCCUGCAUAUACAUUAAGGCGCGUUCCAACAAUGCCUGAAAAGGUUGAGCUCGUGGAUCAAAAGACUCAGCUCAUCAGAGAAAAAAAAAUCCAAGUCAAGCAGCCUCCUGCCAAAUUAUACGCGUGUUAUCACGAUUCUCUGCCCGAUUUCAAGUUCAGCGCUGUCCCGAAACAAAGUUCUCCCCACACUAGGAAUGCGUUACUGGUCAAGAAUCUGAGUUUGCAAUGCAUGCCGCACUGUGUCAAGAACCUAACCCCAUGUCGACAAAGCCCUGUGAAAGCUACGAAGACCUUCACAGACUUGACGCUACCAGCAAGAAAAGUCAAGCAGCCUCCUGCAUGUACAUUAACGCAUGAACGCAUUCCAACCCUAGGUGAAAUGGUUGAGCUCAAAUGUCAACGGACCCAGCUCAAGCCACAGCCGCCCCCGGUCAUCAGAGGUGAAGCUGACCUGAAACAAAGUUAUCCCAACACUAGGUAUGGCCGUCUGCUCAAGAAGCAGCAGGAGAACACAAUAAAAGACAGGGUCCUCACACCAUGUCGACAAAGCCCUGUGAAAUGGUUGAGCUCAAAUGUCAACGGACCCAGCUCAAGCCACAGCCGCCCCCGGUCAUCAGAGGUGAAGCUGACCUGA
Cyclopterus lumpus (lumpfish) is the source of this 3840-nucleotide messenger RNA. Its product is annotated as WD repeat-containing protein on Y chromosome-like. Lineage: Eukaryota; Metazoa; Chordata; Actinopteri; Perciformes; Cyclopteridae. The transcript has 2 exons. The record is from RefSeq and is a predicted model, not a curated record. Gene Ontology annotation, molecular function: protein binding; calcium ion binding. Bases 49 to 3840 code for a protein of 1263 amino acids.